Messenger RNA from Ascoidea rubescens DSM 1968, 2063 nucleotides. RefSeq names its product sugar porter family MFS transporter (gene SUT1). NCBI's taxonomy places the organism in Eukaryota, Fungi, Ascomycota, Saccharomycetes, Ascoideales, Ascoideaceae. Gene Ontology annotation, biological process: carbohydrate transport; transmembrane transport. Gene Ontology annotation, cellular component: plasma membrane. The transcript has 2 exons. Gene Ontology annotation, molecular function: carbohydrate:proton symporter activity. The record is from RefSeq and is a predicted model, not a curated record. Bases 111 to 1811 code for a protein of 566 amino acids.
CUUUUCUUCUUUUCUUCUUUUUUUUUUACUAUAGAAAAUUGUUUUGAUUUUUACUUGAUAGUUAAAUAUCAUUAUCACAGUGUUUUCCAAUCAUCGACCUAUAUUUUGACAUGGCUGAGAUUAUCAAUAGUUUAUCUGUUGGAGAAAUAUCUGCUGAGAAUGAAUCAACUUUAACUCAACUUCAAAACUCUACUGCUACUAACAACAGUUCUAACUUGACUGAUGAAUUGAAACUUAACCAAACACCAAGUUCUAAGGUCGAUGCUGAUGCAAGCACAAUCAACAAUAUUAGCAAAGUUUCCACUAAUACAGCUAAAUCAAAAAGAAAAACCUCGUGGGUCCCAAUUAUUCUUUGUAUUUCAAUUUCCUUCGGUGGUUUCAUUUUUGGUUGGGAUACUGGUACAAUAGGUGGAAUAUCCAAUAUGCCUGCAUUUUUAAGAAGAUUUGCUGACCAAAAGUUGAAUCCAAAUACUGGUGCAAUUGAAUAUCGUUUUGAACAAAUAAUUAUUGGUUUGAUUAUUUCUUCAUUUAAUAUUGGUUGCGCUAUUGGUGGUUUGAUAAUUCCUUCUCAAAUUGGUGAUAGAUGGGGACGUAGAUGGGGUAUCAUAAACUCAGUUUUGGUUUAUUUUGUUGGUUUAGUAAUCCAAUUAACUGCUACUUUUACUUCCAAAUGGUACCAAAUAUUAAUUGGAAGAGUAAUUGCAGGUAUUUCUGUAGGUGCCACUUCUGUUUUGGUUCCCAUGUUUAUCUCUGAAAGUGCUCCAAAAAAUGUUAGAGGUGCUUUAGUUGUUUUCUAUCAAUUAAUGAUUACACUAGGCAUUUUUACUGGUUAUAUAGCAGAUUUCAUUACCAAAACUAUUUAUAAAGACGACAGACAAUGGCAAAUUCCAUUAUCAUUAUCUUUUGUUUGGGGUUUAAUGAUUCUUAUGGCAACUUUUUACAUGCCUGAAAGUGCAAGAUUCUUGAUCGAAAAUGAUAGACAGAGCGAAGCAAUCAAUUCGUUAGCAAAGUUAAAUAAUGUUUCAAUAGAUGACCCAGUUAUCAAUGAAGAAGUUGAUGAAAUGGUUUCUAAUUUUGAAAAAGAAAAAGCUGCUAAACAAACAUUACAAACCACCAAUCCAUGGAUCGAAUUGUUAAAAGGACAACCAAAACUAGCCUUUAGAUUAUUGACUGGUAUCUUAAUUAUGUCCUUUCAACAGUUAAGUGGUUGUAACUAUUUUUUCUAUUAUGGAACAUCUUUAUUCAAUAAUGUUGGUAUGGAAGAUGGGUUCUUGACUGCUAUUAUUCUUGGUGGUGUUAAUUUUGUCUGUACUUUCUUGGGUAUCUAUAUUGUUGAAAGAUUGGGCAGAAGAGCCUGUUUGAUUUUUGGUUCAAUAUUAAUGGGUUUAUGCAUGGUUGUUUAUGCAUCUGUUGGUUCUUUUGGUGUGCAACAUGGUGAAGUGAUGAUAGCUUUUACCUGUUUCUAUAUUUUAGGAUUUGCUUGUACCUGGGGUCCUGUUGCAUUUGUGGUGGUUUCUGAAAUCUAUCCCAUUAGGGUCAAGUCUCAAGCUAUGGCUCUAGCAACUUCAACUAACUGGAUGUUCAACUUUGUUAUUUCUUUAGUUACUCCAUUUAUUACAAGUAAGAUUGGCUAUAAGUUUGGUUAUUUCUUUGCAGCUUGCUUGCUUGUCAGUGGAAUCUUUGUUUCUAUUUUUAUGCCUGAGACGAAAGGUCUAGCUUUAGAAGAUGUUGAUAGACUAUAUGAAGUAUCUGAAGGUUACUCGAAGAUGUACAGAGCAAGAAAGCAUCUUUACUAUGAUCAUUAUGAAUGAAUGUGUAUUAUAUUACAUGAAAACUCCCCAAAAAAAUUAAAAAAAAUUAAAAAAAAAAACUGUUUAAAAUAAUGGUUCAAUCAACUAUUUUUUUAUCACUCAAUAUAAUUUACUUGUCAUUAGACUUUUGUUUUAUCUUUCCGAUCCAAAAUUAAUUUUUGGAUAUUUUUCUUUCAAUGUUUGUUAAUUUUCAAUUUUCAAUUUUAAUACUUAUGAUUUAUGAUUUAUUUUUUUAUUAUCAGUUUCUUCUGU